Xenopus laevis (African clawed frog) is the source of this 2769-nucleotide messenger RNA. RefSeq lists its product as uncharacterized. The transcript is spliced from 2 exons. Bases 2007 to 2744 code for a protein of 245 amino acids. The record is from RefSeq and is a predicted model, not a curated record. Lineage: Eukaryota; Metazoa; Chordata; Amphibia; Anura; Pipidae.
AGAAUACUGGACCCCAGCUGAGAACGACUGCUGUGACGUUAUUUCCGGGGGAUUGCGGAACAUCACCACAUGAUACAUCAAGGUUUCCGGAUCGAUUGUCCAUUAAGACAAAAUAUCAUUUAAAUCUACUACAACAGAUGGCGAGUCUAUGGAAGGAGGUUCAAUUUUUCCCUUAAUUUCAGCAGAAUUAAAAGGGGCCAUAUCUUAUUUCGGGCAGCAAAAAAGGCCAGCAUUGAGGGAAGACAGCUGACAUGGACCCGGUUACCACAGGGGUCCAUGACUAGCCCAUCGGAAUAUAGUUGCAAGCUAAAGGUGGUAUUAGACCAGAGGAUCCGGAGGUCGCACUGUUACAAUAUGUGGACAAUCUAUUAGUUUGUUGCCCAGACAAGGAUUCAUGCUAUAGACACACUAUCUCGCUACUGAACCAUCUGGCAUCCACUGGGAAUAAGGCUAGCAAGGAAAAAUUGCAGUUUUGUAAGGAGAAAGUUAUUUUUCUAGGCCACUAUAUCUCAAAAGGGCCCGACAACUGACACAACGGAUACAGACUCUCAAAGACUUCACCCGAACUCGUAAUGCCCGACAGUUGAGAGCCCUUCUAAGUCUGAUCAAUUACAGCAGAGAUUGGAUCCCUAAUAUUUCAUUCAGAAUGGGCCCUCUCUAUACGUUACCCUCUCAGACACCAUUUUAACUAACUGACGAACACUGGUCAACCCUCCAGGAUCUGAUCCAGGAACUCUCCAGGGCACAAGGUCUUCCCAGCUAUGACCUACCCUUUUAUCUCUUUUGUCACGAAAGCAAAGGGCAUGCCACUGGGGUACUGACCCAAUUACAUGGAUCCAGGUAUAGACCCAUCAUGUACAGUUCCACUGAAUUGGAUCCAGUCAUCAAAGGUUCACCUGGGUGCGUCCGAGCUCCCCCCGCCUGUGCUGUGUUAUUACAGAAAGUUGGUGACAUAGUUUUAGAUUCCCCUCUAACCCUUCUCAUCCCACACUCUGUCCAAGAGAUUCUUAACCAGGUCCAGACCAAACAUCUUUCAGCAGCACGUCUAACCAAAUAUGAAGUGACUCCUUACCGAUGUACAAGACGAUUUACAAUCCUCAAUCCCGCAUCUCUUCUCCUGACCCAUUCUAACUCGGUAGAAGAGGGGGGGAUGAAGGGAUUGUGACUGACUCUAACCCAACCAUGACAGAACCAACAGACAAUCACAACUGUCUUGAACUCAUGGAACCCGAGACAGAAGCAGUACAACAUCCACCUCCCUUAACGUGACGGGUGGAUCCACGCCAGCCACUGCAAGAAGCUGCUGGACUAUCAAGUGCAAUGAUCAGGUUCAUUGUUUCUAUAUACACUUGUUGUUUAAUGUAUUUUGGAUACUGUUAUGAGGAGUCACAUUUACAAUUAGCAAAGACAGCAAAUAGGUCCAACUGCUCGGUGUGCUCCAAACCCCCUCCGAGCCAGAGCAUCCCGGCGAUGGCGGCAGUACAUGCCCUUUAUGACAUCAGGGUGGGCAUGAGAAAAUUUAGUCCUUCAGGUAGAUCAGCGGAACGCCAUCUGUCCAUAGAAUUUAAUCAGACAUUCUUAGAUGGUAAUGUCACCUAUGGUCUUGAUGUCAGCCCCGAGGCAUGUACUAGACUUAGCAGUUCCGUGUGGGUAUCCGGUCAAUUAGGCCAGCCCGGGAUUUGUUUUAAUAUCAGCUCUGGUUUUGGAGCCAAGUCCCUGAUCGACCAUAGAAUCGCUGACGGUAACAACCUAACCACCAGACAUGAUUAUGUCUGCUGGGGGGGAGGGUGUGACAUUCAGGAGGGUGCAGCCAUCCCAUUAUCCAUCCAGUUGUUGCGCAAUGCCCGUAACCGUAACCCCAAUGACCUUUGUGUCUCAUUAACUGGGCCCUAUUACUUUUUGUGUGGCCAGGCUGCCUAUAGAGUCUUUCCCCCCGAAUACUAGAGGGUCAUGCUCCCUAGUAGGGUUAGUCCCUGCCUCCUACAUCCAACGGUCACAAGGACCUGAUGGUGCAGAGGAGGGUGAGUGUGAGAAGAAGGACCAGGAGAGAGCUAUUCUCCGCAGGGGACCGUGACCGGAUGGGGUAUAGAACUUAUGAAGCGCUAAAUAGUUUUUCCAUCAUAAUGGACGAGACAGUCGAAGCCAUGAGAGAAAUUUCUUCUAAACAACGACAGCUGAAGACCCUUAUGCUUCAGGAGAAAAGGGCUCUCGACUAUCUUUUAGCAUCAAAAGGGGGUUUCUGUGAGUUUAUCGGGGAGGAUUGCUGUACCUGGGUGGAAGAUACUGGGGACAAGGUUCAGGCCCAUCUUGACAAGGUGAAAGCAUUACAGGGACAAGCACGCGCUAUUGCAGAGGAGGGUUGGAACCCCUUUAAAGGUUUAGGGGGCUUCGGUGAUAUGUUGUUUUCUAUUGGAUCAUGGCUUAAAGAAGUUGGAGUGUAUGUCCUGAUGCUGCUCUGCUUUCUUUUCCUCCUCUAUGUGACAGCGAGAAUGUUUGGUGAACCAAGUUGCAAAGAGCUGUGCAGAGGACCAUGUGAUGAUUCCUUAAAGAGCCAUCGCCUGAAGCAUCCGGAACCCUUUACUUCAGGAAGAUCAGCACAGGAAAAACCACCACCUUUUUUUAACACAAACUAUGGACUGAUCCCUAAAAGAACCGACUUCUUCCCUUCUUGGAAACUUUUUUUGGGCUGUUCUUCUCAAAGAAGACAUAACCAGAAACCUUGUAUGAUGACAUCACCUCCCUGAAGGCCAGUCUGGACCUCAUGAUCAA